Molecule: messenger RNA, 1101 nt
Organism: Arabidopsis thaliana (thale cress)
Lineage: Eukaryota; Viridiplantae; Streptophyta; Magnoliopsida; Brassicales; Brassicaceae
Exons: 7
Coding region: 1-1101 (366 amino acids)
Source: RefSeq, marked reviewed
AUGACUGUGAGGGAAACCUCAAGAUUAUGGUUGUUCAUUGGCAGAUUCCUCCUGGAUCCUGUUGUUUGGAGAGAUGGGAAUAUUAUUCUUGGAAUUUUGAACCGCACUAUCCACAGACCAAGGUCACAGCAUCCAAUGGCUGUACAUUAUAAGUUGCAUCGUUACACAUUGGUCAACACUCCAGAAAGAGCACUCUAUAUCCUAUCUUAUGAAAGGCCUGCAGGCGUUGUUGAAACUGAGGCUGUAUUUGGGGCUGGCCGACGCCGACGCCGAGAGGGUGCUAGCCGUGGCCGAGGCCGAGGACGAGCUGCUCCAGGCCGUGGCCGAGGCCGAGAACAACCUAGUCAUGAAGGCCUUGUGGAUGAAGUUGAAGGUGAAGGCUUUGGUGCUGAUGCUGGCAGAGGACGAGUUGAAGAUGAUGAUGCUGUGGGAUUUGAACUACUUGAUCUGAGUCAACCAAAUUUCAAUAACCUCAGCCAAGAACUGCUUCAACUGCAUCUAAUGGCUGACUCUAAAGAUAUCUCUCUAAAGGGUUGGCUAAGUGUAGCUAUUUCAAGUGGAAUGGAAACUUUGCAAUACGAAGAAUUAAAGACUCAGUAUGAGAAGACGCUAAGGAGUUGCAUGAUACCAUCAAAUUCUUACUUGCAAUACACAUUGAUCCGAGACGGUGGUAAUCUGGAACACCUCUUAACUCUCAGCAAGAAAUCGCAGACCCUUCUGUGUAAGAAGAUAACUCCAGCCAGCUCGGGCGGAGGAGGAUUAGAUGAAAAUGAUGAUCUGAGUCAACUGCAGCCAAUGACUGUCUCUAAAGAUAUCUCUCUAAAGGGUUGGCUAAGUGUAGCUAUUUCAAGUGGAAUGGAAACUAUGCAAUACGAAGAAUUAAAGACUCAGUAUGAGAAGACGCUAAGGAGUUGCAUGAUACCAUCAAAUUCUUACUUGCAAUACACAUUGAUCCGAGACGGUGGUAAUCUGGAACACCUCUUAACUCUCAGCAAGAAUUCGCAGACCCUUCUGUGUAAGGUUUGUGGAUCACCUUCUUUAGUUGCAAGUCGUAAUACGUCAUUGUCUUCUAUAGCUCUUGGACAAGCUGAUUCAUCCUAA